Messenger RNA from Funneliformis mosseae, 186 nucleotides. NCBI's taxonomy places the organism in Eukaryota, Fungi, Glomeromycota, Glomeromycetes, Glomerales, Glomeraceae. The record is from the annotation of a GenBank genome assembly.
GCAAACGCAAACGCUGAUACUCUCUCCAGGAUUGACGAAUUACAGGCACCAAACAUAUCACAAACAUCAGGAACAGUAGUUAAAUUAUUAAGAAACAAUACUUAUAAUAUUGAAUGUGAUAAUGGUAAAAUGGUUAAGGCGAGUGUUGCCGCACGUUUUCGAACACCAGUAGUAGAUCAUGGAUAA